Molecule: messenger RNA, 1291 nt
Organism: Poecile atricapillus (Black-capped chickadee)
Lineage: Eukaryota; Metazoa; Chordata; Aves; Passeriformes; Paridae
Gene: TPPP
Product: tubulin polymerization promoting protein
Exons: 5
Coding region: 104-754 (216 amino acids)
Biological process (GO): microtubule bundle formation; microtubule polymerization; positive regulation of protein polymerization
Cellular component (GO): microtubule
Molecular function (GO): tubulin binding
Source: RefSeq, a predicted model, not a curated record
GCAACGGCCGCGCUGGUUGCGGACACCCGCGGCUGCUCCCGAACGCGCCGGACGGAGCAGGGCCAGCUCUGCCAGACCUGCCGCACUCCACAGCCGGCGCGCAAUGGCUGACAAAUCAGCAAAACCAGCAAAAAGAUUAUCUGAUUCAAACUCUGAGGGAGCUGCGGCAGGAGAGAUAAGUGCUCUGGAAGAGGCCUUUAGAAAAUUUGCCAUCCAUGGUGAUACGAGAGCUACAGGAAAAGAAAUGCAUGGGAAGAACUGGUCAAAGCUAUGUAAGGACUGCCAUAUCAUAGAUGGGAAGAAUGUGACAACCACAGAUGUUGACAUUGUCUUCAGUAAAAUCAAGGGAAAGUCUGUAAGAACUAUUACUUUUGAGCAGUUUAAGGAAGCUCUUCAAGAACUCUCCAAGAAGCGAUUUAAAGGCAAAAGUGAUGAGGAAGCACUUCGAGAAAUGUAUAAACUAAUUGAAGGAAAAGGCCCAGAUUUAACUGGAGUAACGAAAACUGUUGCAUCUCCAACUGUUUCACGCCUUACAGAUACUUCAAAAUUCACGGGUUCUCACAAAGAGAGGUUUGAUGCCAGUGGGAAAGGAAAAGGCAGAGCUGGCCGAGAAGAUCUGGUGGAUAACUCAGGAUAUGUAUCUGGUUAUAAGCAUGCAGGCACAUACGAUCAUAAAGUACAAGGAAACAAGAAGCUCCCAAGACUGGUAAAUGCUCAUGGUCAAAAGGAAUUACGAAAGUUAGAGGGUCCAUGAAGUUUUACUAGUAAAUUUCACACUUGGCAUGGAAAUUGGUAUGUUAGUCCCUGACCUACUCUGUAGGUUAGCAGUGGGUUUUGAGUAAAGGGGUAGGGUCAGAGAGAAGAGAGAAAGGAAGAGAAGAAUUAAAGAGGGGAAGAGAAAGAGAGAGAUCAUGUUUGGCCAAUGGGAUGUGCAGAGUCCUGGGGAUGUGUCUCUGGGCUUGAUGGGAGUACCUUUUUACAGAUCAGUUUUGCCUGCUCUGAGGACAAGUUUAUUGCUUUCUAUGCAAAUGAGUUUUGUUUACUGCUUGAGCAUUUCUUUUUAUGCCAAUUUAGAGAAUAUUUCAAGCAAAUCAAAGAAAAAAAAAUAACCAAGCACCAACACACAACCCAGACCAGUCCUUUCAACAGAGACAGGUGUUUAUAUAGGAGGAAUAAACAAUAGUUUAUUCUAUUAUUGUAGGCUAGACAAAGUGUGCACUGGCAACAGAAAUCUUGGGCUAGAAAUUUAGUUAUCAUUUGCAGUCUGUUCUUUCAGACCUAUCUGAACAUG